Molecule: messenger RNA, 8612 nt
Organism: Stegostoma tigrinum
Lineage: Eukaryota; Metazoa; Chordata; Chondrichthyes; Orectolobiformes; Stegostomatidae
Product: myosin-1B-like
Exons: 52
Coding region: 2754-8567 (1937 amino acids)
Cellular component (GO): myosin complex
Molecular function (GO): cytoskeletal motor activity; actin filament binding; ATP binding
Source: RefSeq, a predicted model, not a curated record
UUAAUUUGCUGGAUAUGCAAAAAAGAGGAGAUUAGUUGGCACUCGAGAUACUUGAGAUCUUGACUCAACAGAUUGAUGAAUACUGAAACACCAACUGGAAGACAGCAACACAGGAACGGGGAGCCAGCUGAGGGAUUGCAGCGAUUAACAUUUGGCCAAUAGCUGCUAAGAAACAGAAGGAGAUUGAACAAUCGAACGAAACAGCCAGAUGCUCGAGAAGAUUCCGUCGAGAAAGGGAAUGCUGUAUCUCAUGAUUGGAAGUAGAAAUGUCAUUCAGAGGCAGCAAAAUGACGCAAAAGUGUCCAAUGGGUCAGUGUACCUUGAAAACCAAAGUCAAGGGAAUAAGAAACAGGGUACAUGCAAUUCAAUCAUUAAUCAAAUUGGUUGGGGAAUUACCUCGUUGCUUGCCCUGCUCAGAGACUUCAGUUACUCAGCAGAGGGCGCUAUCUAUCUCUUAUAGCAACUGGCAGUACAAAAGUUAUGGAUAUCAAAUGGGGCGAGAAGAAUUCUAAUGAAUGGUUUGCUCUGGUUUCACAGCUUUCCUUUGCAGAGAUAUGAUUGAUACCAAACUUCUGAAAUUGUACAUAAUAUGUCUUGAUUGAGAAUGUCACUGAAGCUGGAAGGCAGACAUAAACUCAUCAUUGCCAAUGCAGUAUCAUUAGAGGAAAUGAGAAUCAAACAGAAACUGUGGAAGUGCUGUAAAAACCGGGAAGAUGAGCCAGUGCGGAAGCGGGGAAAGCUUUUCACUGAAGGAUUCCUGCAUUAUGUUUUAUUUGUCUAAAAGAAACGGAAUCUGGGGACAGGAAUUGUGCCGGAUCGUCAUACUGGUUUCUGCUACAUGAGCACUUGCCCGGAGAUGAAGAACAUUACGAAGACUUGGACCAAAUGCUCCAAGAUCAGGUAAGUAAGUCAUUAUUUUUAACAUUUUAUUAGAUAUUUUGCCUGUAAAAUAUAAGCUUUCAGCAAGGGUUGGAUUCAGAAUUAGGACUGAUUGUAAUAUUGAGGUUAAUUCAUUUUAGAAGGAAUUUUAGUUUCCUAAACGCAUCUGUUUAUAGGGAAGCUCCUAUACUCAAUGGAUCCAUCAGAGCUAUAGUUUACUAAUAAAGUAAUGGCAAUACCAUCUCCUCUGCAUUCCACAUCACUCUCCAUUCUGUGGAGACAAUAAAGCAGAGGAAAAUAAGACCAGCUCUGGGAGAUGAAGCUGCAUAUGUAGAAGGAACAGAACGAUGAUCAGUAACUAUUUUUUUUGCUAAUUCAAGUCACUGAUUCCAAAGUGGAGUCUAAGCAAAAGGGGUAUUCAGUGCAUGAGAGAAUCACUGGCUGAAGCAAGAUUUAAAGUAAUUCAUUAACACUGAGUGUAAAAUAUUUCAACAGAUGUUGGUAGAAGUGUUAAAGCCUUGAAAGUGCAAAAUUCCUUUCAUUGAACCUAUGAUUUUCAAAGAAAAAUAAGCAAAGCUGUGGGUUCACAUGGCAACAGCCCAUACCCAUCGCAGCAACUCUUUUUGGAGGUUAGAUUUAGUGGGAGCAUGACAUUCUAAGAAUAAUUUCAAUAAAUUUUACACUUUCCAUUGUGAAUUAUGCUCCUAGACAUCCAAACAUGAGUUUAUGUCAAGUGAACUUUAUAAUGUUCUCUGAGAGAAUUUUUCACAUAAAGUCAGAAAAAAUUCUAACAGACAGUAAAAGACACUUUAUGCCGUGGUUAUUUACAUAACAAUGGGAGGGAGCAGUGCCACAUUAAACAGCACUUAUUACCUGUCGGCCAAUUAGCCUUAAAUUGAAUGCUUUUGAUAAAUCCAAGCAAAAGCUUUGGAAUUAGAAUCAAAAGAUGUCUUUCUGUCAAUUUCACUUAAGAGGAUACUUUGUAAGUACCAAAGGUUUGUGAACAUUUGAUUGCUCUCGGGACUAGGGCUGUGGUCAGGAAAUCCUCUGAUAAAGAGAAGAAUUUAUUGGAAUAGAUGGUCUGGAAGAUGGAGGAUAUGUAACAUCUAGCAGAAUGCAGACAAGGGAAUUUGAAGGAUGCAUCUACAAGCCAGAGUUUCUGUUUUGGCAAUGGUGCCAUUGGACAAGUACAUCUAGUAGACCAGAGAUAUUAGUUUUACUGCACUGAGUGUUCAUCAAUUACAAGUUCAACUGAAGUCAUUUACAUCGCGGCAGCCAAAAUUAAUAUUGUGAAUGAAUCAUGCUAUCAAAAGAAGGCUCGUAAUCAAGAAAAGAUAUCAACCUGGUUAUCCAGUCAAUUGCUAUCCUCAUGGAAUGCGCACAAAAGCAGUGAACAAGAAGCAUGGAAUGGCAGGAUAUGACUGACAUCAACUCUGGAACUUUAUAUAUGUCAACAAAACAAGCAGCUGACAGGUAAUGACUCAUGUAAACAGCAGUGAGGGAGGUCAAUCUUGAGUUUUCCCAUUCCCCGGAAUUAAAAAUGGCAAGGACAAUUAUUGCCACUAUCACGGUGGCUGCUACAAUCUUUUCGCUGGGCACGUCACUGAGCAACUGGAGAAUCAGGAAGAUUCCACCCAGGUGAGCAGGAUCCUAUUCGUUGGAAUCCUCACAUGUGUAAAGCUACUGCAAAGUCUUCAUGAAGGGGCUUCAAGCAACAGACACAGGAUUUGAUCAAUAUUUUGAUCUUCAGUUGAAGAGACUCUCAAGGCACACUCCCAAACAUAAUUACAAAGCUGGCCAAAAAUGCAUGGAGGUAAAAGAAUUGCGAGCAUCUUUCAGACCCUCUGCUAAUAGUCCAACAGUAAAACCGCAAAAUGAGUUCCGACGCGGAAAUGGAGGUUUUUGGUGCGGCUGCUCACUAUCUCCGCAAAACGGAGAAGGAGCGGAUUGAAGCGCAGAAUAAACCAUUCGACGCGAAAACAUCUUUUUAUGUCUUUGACCCAGUCGAAAUGUAUGUACCUAGUACAAUCCAGAGCAGGGAAGGUGGCAAAGUCACUGUGGAAACUAUUAAUAAAAAGACAGUGACUGUCAAAGAAGAUCAAGUCUUCCCAAUGAACCCUCCAAAAUUCGAUAAAAUCGAGGAUAUGGCCAUGUUGACCCAUUUGAAUGAAGCGUCCGUGCUGUUUAACCUCAAAGACCGUUACUCAGCAUGGAUGAUCUAUACCUACUCUGGGUUAUUCUGUGUCACGGUGAACCCCUACAAAUGGUUGCCAGUGUAUGAUCCUGCAGUUGUAGCGGCUUACAGAGGCAAAAAGCGACAGGAAGCCCCUCCUCACAUCUUCUCCAUCUCUGACAAUGCCUAUCAGUUCAUGUUGACUGAUCGUGAGAACCAGUCCAUUCUGAUUACCGGAGAAUCCGGUGCAGGGAAGACUGUGAACACGAAACGUGUCAUUCAGUACUUUGCGUCUAUUGCAGCCAGUGGCGAUCUCCAUAAGAAAAAAGAUGCUAAGAUGCAGGGAACCCUGGAGGAUCAAAUCAUCCAGGCAAAUCCACUGCUUGAAGCUUUUGGUAAUGCCAAGACAACGAGAAAUGACAAUUCAUCUCGCUUUGGUAAAUUCAUCAGAAUCCAUUUUGGAGCUACAGGGAAGUUGGCUUCUGCUGAUAUUGAGACUUAUCUGCUAGAAAAAUCUCGUGUAGUCUUCCAGUUGAAAGCUGAAAGAAGUUAUCAUAUUUUCUACCAGAUCACAUCGAAUAAGAAGCCAGAACUAAUCGAAAUGUUGCUCAUCACCACCAACCCAUAUGACUAUCCAUUUGUCAGUCAGGGAGAGAUAACUGUACCAAGUAUUAAUGAUCAAGAUGAAUUAAUGGCUACUGAUGAAGCCAUUGACAUCCUGGGUUUCACCCCUGAGGAAAAAGCAUGUAUCUACAAACUCACUGGUGCAGUAAUGCACUAUGGUAACCUUAAGUUCAAGCAGAAGCCAAGAGAGGAACAAGCUGAACCUGAUGGCACUGAAGUUGCUGACAAGGCUGCUUACCUAAUGGGCUUGAAUUCUGCAGAACUGUUAAAAUGUUUGUGCUUUCCAAGAGUAAAGGUUGGAAAUGAAUAUGUUACCAAAGGGCAAACAGUACAACAGGUUCACUAUGCAGUUAGUGCACUGGCAAAAUCUGUGUAUGAGAAGAUGUUUUUGUGGAUGGUUACACGGAUCAAUCAGCAAUUAGAAACAAAACAACCCAGACAAUAUUUCAUUGGUGUGCUGGAUAUUGCAGGCUUUGAAAUCUUUGAAUUCAACAGCCUGGAACAAUUAUGUAUAAACUUCACUAAUGAGAAGCUGCAGCAGUUCUUCAACCACCACAUGUUUGUUCUGGAACAAGAAGAGUACAAGAAGGAAGGAAUCCAGUGGGAAUUCAUUGACUUUGGUAUGGAUCUGGCUGCUUGCAUUGAGCUCAUUGAAAAGCCUAUGGGAAUCUUCUCAAUCCUGGAAGAGGAGUGCAUGUUCCCCAAGGCCUCAGACACUUCUUUCAAGAAUAAACUAUAUGAUCAGCAUCUUGGAAAAUCAAACAACUUCCAGAAGCCAAAGCUUACCAAAGGGAAAUCUGAAGCUCACUUCUCACUGAUCCACUAUGCUGGCACCGUAGACUACAAUAUUAAUGGCUGGUUGGAAAAGAACAAGGACCCUCUGAAUGAAACUGUUGUCGGCCUGUAUCAGAAAUCUUCAUUGAAGCUUCUAGCAACACUCUUCGCUGCCUACUCUGGUGAAGAUGCUACUGUGCCUAAGAAAAGUAUCAAGAAGAAGGGCUCUUCGUUCCAAACUGUGUCUGCACUAUUUAGGGAAAAUCUGAAUAAGCUAAUGACCAAUCUAAGAAGCACUCAUCCACACUUUGUACGUUGUAUAAUCCCCAAUGAAACUAAGACUCCAGGUGUGAUAGAGAAUCACUUGGUCAUUCAUCAGUUGAGAUGCAAUGGUGUGUUGGAAGGCAUUAGGAUUUGCAGAAAGGGAUUUCCAAGCAGAAUCCUUUAUGCUGACUUUAAACAAAGAUACAAACUCUUAAAUGCAAGUGCCAUACCGGAAGGACAAUUUAUUGACAGCAAGAAGGCUUCUGAGAAGCUGCUAAGCUCCAUUGAUGUUGAUCAUAACCAGUAUCGGUUCGGCCAUACUAAGGUAUUUUUCAAGGCUGGUCUCCUGGGUAUUCUAGAAGAAAUGAGAGAUGACAAAUUGGCCCAAAUCAUCACACGCACACAAGCCAUUUGCCGUGGUUUUCUAAUGAGAGUUGAAUUUCAGAAGAUGGUGGACAGAAGGGAUGCCAUCUUCGCUAUCCAAUACAACAUUCGUGCAUUCAUGAAUGUCAAGCAUUGGCCAUGGAUGAAACUGUUCUUCAAGAUCAAGCCUCUUCUGAGGAGUGCAGAAGCUGAAAAGGAAAUGGCAAACAUGAAAGUGGAAUUUGAGAAGACUAAAGAAGCACUAGCUAAAUCAGAAGCAAGAAGGAAGGAAUUGGAAGAAAAAAUGGUUAGCCUGCUUCAAGAAAAAAAUGACUUACUGCUUCAAGUUCAGGCAGAAGCAGAGGGCCUGGCAGAUGCAGAAGAAAGGUGUGACCAGCUCAUCAAAAGCAAAAUUAAUUUGGAAGCCAAGGUCAAGGAACUCAGUGAAAGACUGGAGGAUGAAGAAGAAUGUAAUGCAGAGUUGACAUCCAAGAAGAGAAAACUAGAAGAUGAAUGUUCCGAGUUAAAGAAAGACAUUGAUGACCUGGAACUCACACUAGCCAAAGUUGAAAGAGAAAAGCAUGCCACAGAAAACAAGGUUAAGAAUCUUACAGAAGAAAUGGCUUCCCUCGAUGAAAGCAUUAUCAAAUUAACAAAGGAGAAGAAAGCCCUCCAAGAAGCUCAUCAGCAAACUCUUGAUGAUCUCCAGGCUGAGGAGGACAAAGUUAACACCUUAACCAAAACCAAAGCUAAACUGGAACAACAAGUGGAUGACCUUGAAGGUUCUCUAGAACAAGAGAAAAAGCUUCGCAUGGACCUUGAGAGGGUAAAGAGGAAGCUCGAAGGGGAUUUAAAGCUGGUUCAGGAAUCAGUAAUGGACUUAGAAAAUGACAAACAGCAAUUGGAAGAGAAAGUGAAGAAGAAGGAUUUUGAAAUAAGCCAGUAUCAGAGUAAGAUUGAAGAUGAGCAAGUUCUUGGAGCGCAAUUGCAGAAGAAAAUCAAGGAACUGCAAGCCCGCAUUGAGGAACUCGAAGAGGAGAUUGAAGCUGAACGUACAGUUCGUGCUAAGACAGAGAAGCAAAGGUCUGACUAUGCCCGUGAGCUGGAGGAAAUCAGUGAACGACUUGAGGAAGCUGGAGGUGCAACUGCCGUCCAGAUUGAGUUGAACAAGAAACGUGAAGUGGAGUUUCAGAAGAUGCGGCGCGAUCUGGAAGAAGCUACCCUCCAGCAUGAAGCCAUGGCUGCUGCUCUUCGUAAGAAGCAGGCUGAUAGUGUGGCUGAACUUGGGGAACAAAUCGACAACCUGCAACGUGUGAAACAGAAGCUGGAGAAGGAAAAGAGUGAGCUGAAGAUGGAAAUUGAUGACAUGGCUAGCAACAUGGAAAUGGUUUCUAAAUUAAAGGGUAAUCUAGAGAAGAACUGUCGAACUCUUGAGGACCAACUUAAUGAAAUAAAAGCAAAACAUGAAGAACAAACCCGUCUUAUGAAUGACAUAUCAACACAACGAGCUCGAUUACAGACAGAAAAUGGGGAACUAAGUCGACAGGUUGAAGAAAAGGAUGCCCUCAUUUCACAAUUUACUCGUGGGAAACAAGCAUUCACUCAACAAAUUGAGGAGCUAAAGAGGCAAUUGGAAGAAGAAACUAAGGCUAAGAGUGCUUUGGCACAUGCUCUGCAAUCCGCCCGCCAUGACUGUGAUUUGCUCCGUGAACAAUAUGAAGAGGAACAGGAGGCAAAGGCCGAGCUCCAGCGCGGCAUGUCCAAGGCCAACAGUGAAGUUGCUCAGUGGAGGACAAAGUACGAAACUGAUGCAAUCCAGCGCACAGAGGAACUGGAAGAGGCCAAGAAAAAACUUGCACAGCGACUCCAAGACGCUGAGGACAAUGUUGAAGCAGUGAAUUCCAAGUGUGCCUCACUGGAAAAGACAAAACUGCGCUUGCAAGGAGAAGUGGAAGAUCUAAUGAUUGAUGUGGAGAGAGCUAAUGCUGCUGCAGCCGCUCUUGAUAAGAAGCAGAGAAACUUUGACAAGAUUCUGGCAGAAUGGAAGCAGAAAUAUGAGGAGACCCAAAGUGAUCUGGAGGCAACACAGAAGGAAUCCCGUUCUCUAAGUACAGAAUUGUUCAAGAUGAAAAAUGUUUAUGAGGAAGCUUUAGAAAACCUGGAAACUCUUAAACGAGAGAAUAAGAAUCUGCAGCAGGAGAUCUCAGACCUGACUGAACAGAUUGGUGAAAAUGGAAAGACUAUCCAUGAGCUGGAAAAAGCUAAAAAGUUGGCUGAGCAAGAAAAGGCUGAUCUUCAUGCAGCAUUAGAAGAGGCUGAGGCAUCUCUGGAGCAUGAAGAAAGUAAAAUCCUGCGUAUUCAGCUGGAAUUGACCCAGGUGAAAUCAGAAGUGGACAGGCGGAUUGCGGAAAAAGAUGAAGAGAUCGAGCAAAUCAAAAGGAAUUAUCAGCGGACUGUGGACACAAUGCAGAUUGCUCUGGAUGCUGAAAUUAGGAGCAGAAAUGAUGCCCUGAGGAUCAAGAAAAAAAUGGAAGGAGAUUUGAAUGAAAUGGAAAUUCAGUUGAACCAUGCAAACCGUCAAGCGGCAGAUGCUGUGAAACAUUUCCGAAACUUGCAAGUCCAGUUCAAGGAAUGCCAGUUGCAUCUUGAUGAGGCCCUCCGAAGCCAAGAUGAUCUGAAAGAACAACUGGCUAUGAUUGAACGGAGAUGCAACUUACAGCUUGCUGAAAUCGAGGAAUUACGAGCAGCCCUUGAACAAACAGAUAGAUCUCGCAAAAUUGCUGAGCAGGAAUUGGUUGAUGCAAGUGAACGUGUGCAACUCCUGCACACCCAGAAUACCUCUCUCAUAAACACAAAGAAGAAACUUGAAACUGAUAUUAGCCAGCUUCAAAAUGAAGUUGAAGAUGCUAUUCAAGAAUCAAGAAACGCAGAAGAGAAAGCAAAGAAAGCCAUAACAGAUGCUGCUAUGAUGGCGGAAGAGCUGAAAAAGGAACAAGACACCAGUGCUCAUUUGGAAAGAAUGAAAAAGAAUCUGGAGCAGACUGUGAAAGAUCUGCAACUCCGUCUGGAUGAGGCCGAGCAGCUGGCUAUGAAAGGUGGAAAGAAACAGCUCCAGAAACUGGAGGCCAGGGUACGUGAGCUUGAGAAUGAACUUGAAGCUGAGCAAAAGCGAAGUUCAGAGGCAACUAAAGGUCUACGUAAAUUCGAAAGGAGGGUCAAAGAGCUCCUGUACCAGACUGAGGAAGACAGAAAGAAUAAUCUGAGACUCCAGGACCUGGUUGACAAACUGCAAAUGAAAGUUAAAACCUAUAAGAGGCAGUCUGAGGAGGCUGAGGAACAAUCCAAUGUCCACUUAACCAAAUUUAGGAAGGUGCAACAUGAAUUGGAAGAAGCAGAGGAACGUGCUGAUAUUGCAGAAUCCCAGGUCAACAAACUCAGGGCUAAAAGUCGUGAUUUUGCAAGCAAGAAAGGACUAGAAAGUGAAGAAUGAACCUGAUUCAGAAAUUCAGCAGUGAUUACAAGAAAUCUGCAUAAU